This is a messenger RNA of Periophthalmus magnuspinnatus, 4693 nucleotides long. Its product is annotated as gamma-aminobutyric acid receptor subunit beta-3-like. Gene Ontology annotation, cellular component: membrane; neuron projection; synapse. Gene Ontology annotation, molecular function: extracellular ligand-gated monoatomic ion channel activity; GABA-A receptor activity; neurotransmitter receptor activity. The record is from RefSeq and is a predicted model, not a curated record. Gene Ontology annotation, biological process: monoatomic ion transmembrane transport; nervous system process; regulation of membrane potential. NCBI's taxonomy places the organism in Eukaryota, Metazoa, Chordata, Actinopteri, Gobiiformes, Gobiidae. The transcript is spliced from 9 exons. The coding region runs from base 120 to 1571 and encodes 483 amino acids.
UAUUUCGCGCUGGUGUACGGCAGUGUGCACAUCGUCUGUUGAUUUGUCUGGGGUUUGCCGCCGCUUCUUGUUGCUGUAAACAACGAGGGAUCCAGAAAUUAAGAACAAAAUCUAAGGAUAUGUUGGCUUUGCAUAGAGUGCGCAAAUUCCGCGUCUUCUCCUUUUUGGUUGUUGGGUCCAUAAUAUGUUGCGCGCGGAGCGUCAAUGAACCUGGCAACAUGUCUUUCGUGAAGGAAACGGUGGACAAGCUGCUCAAAGGCUAUGACAUACGGCUGAGGCCAGAUUUUGGAGGAGCGCCUGUAGCAGUUGGCAUGAGCAUAGACGUGGCCAGUAUUGACAUGGUCUCAGAAGUCAACAUGGACUACACCCUGACCAUGUACUUCCAGCAGUAUUGGCGGGACAAGCGGCUGGCGUACGUGGGCAUCCCUUUGAACCUGACCCUGGACAACCGCGUGGCCGAUCAGCUCUGGGUCCCUGACACGUACUUCCUCAAUGACAAGAAGUCCUUUGUGCACGGAGUGACAGUCAAGAACCGAAUGAUCCGCCUGCAUCCUGAUGGAACUGUGCUCUACGGGCUCAGGAUCACUACGACGGCAGCCUGCAUGAUGGAUCUACGCCGCUACCCUCUGGAUGAGCAAAACUGCACUCUGGAGAUAGAAAGCUAUGGGUACACCACAGACGACAUAGAGUUUUACUGGAAAGGAGGAGCGGCGGCUGUUACCGGAGUGACCAGGAUCGAACUGCCGCAGUUUUCCAUCGUGGACUACAAGCUGGUGUCCAGGAAUGUUGUCUUUUCCACAGGUGCCUACCCUCGCCUCUCUCUGAGCUUUAGACUGAAGAGAAACAUCGGCUACUUCAUCCUGCAGACCUACAUGCCAUCCAUCCUGAUCACCAUCCUGUCCUGGGUCUCCUUCUGGAUCAACUAUGACGCCUCGGCAGCCAGAGUGGCCCUCGGCAUUACAACCGUGCUCACCAUGACGACCAUCAACACCCAUCUCCGCGAGACCCUGCCCAAGAUCCCCUACGUGAAGGCCAUCGACAUGUACCUCAUGGGCUGCUUCGUCAUGGUCUUCCUCGCCCUGCUCGAGUACGCCUUCGUCAACUACAUCUUUUUCGGUCGCGGGCCGCAGAUGCAGAAGAGAUUGGCGGAGAAGGCGGAGAAAGCCAACAAUGAGAGGGCCAAGUACGACGCGGCUCGGGCGGACCCAGCACACGGCCAUACUAACAUCCUGCUCACCACUCUGGAGAUCCACAAUGAGGUCGCCGGGGGCGAGAUCACCACCAGUGUGGCCGACAUCAGAAACUCCCAGUCCAUGGUGCAGCUGGACAGCUCGGCCUCGCAGCACAUCCAGUACCGCAAACAGGGCGGAGGCGUCGGCCCACGCUCCGCCAGCCGCCACUCUCUGGACCGCAGCGCGCAGAAACGCAGCCGACUGCGCAGACGCUCUUCUCAGCUCAAAAUCAAAAUCCCCGACCUAACAGACGUGAAUGCCAUCGACCGCUGGUCACGCAUCAUCUUCCCCUCCGUCUUCUCCUUCUUCAACCUGGUCUACUGGCUCUACUACGUCUGAGUGACUGUGACUGUGUCCUGAUCCUUUGCUUUUCUAUGAGAGGAAAAGACUGCAUCUACAGCACAAACACUGAGAGACUGCGUCCGGACAAAGUUCUCCACGUGUUUUUAUAUCGAGUCUUCAAACCCCUAGUCUUUUGGUUUCUGACAUAUGUACUGUGAUCAGGACUUGUGGCCAUCGUCUCCCUGCCCUCCCUCUAAUAUGUAAAUAGACAUGAAGCCAGCAAUGAGUAAUAUCGCUGUAUGUGCAAAAAAGAGGAAUGAGUUUUUCUAAUCAAAGAGAUUAGUCUUUAUAUUCUACAGGUGGUCAGAGAAGUGCAAGCUCUUUCAAACCCAUCAAACUAGUUUGAGUGGUACCCUAUGCAUAAGUAUUGCAUGCAAUGAUCAGCCGUCGUAGAACCGACUCCUCCUGCCUUUGUUUAAGCACAGUCUCUUUGUGCACAUAUGAGAUAUCUUUGACAAGUGAGUUCCUUUUGGACUACACAAACUUAAUAUGCAGAAAAUCUGGUCACAAAUUCAAUAGUUACUGUAGUGACUCAGGUGUUUACGUUUACAGCUUGGGGCACAAAGAUUUACACUUUUGAAAGCACAAAAGGUGAGCAAACUGCCAUUUUUCACUUUCAUUGAGCUUCAAAAUCAGAAUAAUAUUUAUUAGACCUCUGCUAAAACACAUUUACAAUUUCCCAAUGACUGCCAAGGGCCUUUUGGGCGACAGUUUCUCAACCUAAAAUACUGGAAUAUUUUUGUACUCUUGUCUUCAGGUAUUCAUUUCUUCCCUGAAAUGUCUGUUUUGUUGCUUUGCUUUGACUCGAGAAGCUGACGAUCGGUAAACUUGAGGAAUGAAAUUGUACAUAAGUACAUAGGUGUGUAUAUACCUACAUGUAUAUAUCUAAAUAUAUGAUGAGUGUAUGACCCAAAAUGAUAUGAGCAUUUGUGAUUGUCAGACUGGCAAGUAACUGUCAGGAGAGUUAGUGCAAAAAAGAACAAAAAAGGUGAAAUGAACUCUUGUAGUGAUGGAUUUUCAGAGGCGCCCAACAGACAUUCACUGAUCCUGAUACGGCCUAGUGUUGCAUAUGUAUCUCAUCUGAACAGUCCACCAAUGAAGCACAUAAAGCAUUGAAUGUAUCCCACCCAUUGUUCAGGGAGAGAGGAUAACGAGCCAUGGUCACCAUUCCUCCAUCACUAUUGGAAUGUAACUCGCCCAUUCUUAGCGGUGAUGACGGGGGCGUGGACGAGGGGAAGCCAUGUUGUUUUGAGGCAGUGUGCAUGUGCAUGUGUGUGAGAGAGGCGCGCACAGGUUUAACUGGGGACCUGGGAUUUUUUUUGUUGUUUCCGUGCUGCUCGUGCUACAAAGGACAAACGUCAGCCUAUAGUAGUAACUCUAUGGUCCAAAACUAGCUCCUUUUAACCGUGCCAUCCCGCCACUCGACGCACAGCAAUCCGACGCAUUCGACGAUUACUUCCGCAUUUCUUACACUGUCAUGGCAACUGCAUGCAUAACAAUAGCACAAGAGGGCGCAAAUGAGUGAUGUUUUUUCAAAAGGUGAAAUUUAACGUGAUGAGACAAUUUGCUGAAUGUAUUGUACUUGGAAUGUUGAUCCACUUCCAAAAAUGUGUUCUACGUAGGGCUGUGCAACCUGGUUAUAUCCUGUUUAUAAAGAUGGGCCAAUUGACAAACACCGUAAAAUGCACAAUGGGUUCAUGUGGUCACUGCCAAAAGUUACAGUAGAUACAAAAAUAUUGCAAUCAAAUUAGUUCUCUUUGAUGAUUUGCAAAGUUACUUCCUGUAUGGCAAAUAUUAGGGCUGGAAUCGUUCAGUCACCGACAAAUCGUGACUAAACAACUAUAGAAAAUAAUCGUAGUCGUGUUUGAUAAUCGAAACAAAACCAGACCUAUUCUGCAAAAUCAAGUUUUCUAGUUGUUUCCCAUCACCAUUUCCUCACCCGAAGUUGAAUCUGGAGCGAUUCGUGCAUGUUUGAGCAAUCUUUAAUCGCUUAUUUCCAAGACGCCAUUUUGCUGAUUAAUUCUCGCCGGGAAACGCCUACUGCUCUGUUUGUACUUCAGUCUUCAAUUUUAUUUUCUUUAAUCGAUGAUACGUGCAGGAUUCGGCAGUGUCGCGCAAUCAUUUUGGUACUUUCACUACUCGCUAGCUUAAUCUGUGAUGACGUUUACGGCGACGUCCGCUCCCAAGUCGGCGGAUUUGGUUCUUUUAUUUAGUCGUUUUAGAUGGAUACUGUGAUUUAAAAUGUGGAAAUUAUAGCACAAAGAUCCACGGGUGUCAUGGAGUAAAAAUAUAUAGCAGACGCAAGCACAAUAACCUUCAGUCACCAUAUUUUAAGCUUUAUUUGACUGACUGACUCACUUGUCGUUGCAGCCCUGAAAAAUUGACUAUGUUCGCUCCAUUGGUCCAAAUUUAUAUCCAGUUUGUGGGUUCAGUUUGUGUACGGCUAUUGAAUGGGACUUGAAAUAACAGUGAUAUCAUAACUAUGGUCUUAAGCACAACGUUUAAGCACGGUGUUUCACUAUCUCAUGCAUUUCCAGUGAACCGGACCGCGAACCAGUCGGCCUAAAGACGUUCGAGGCUGCUUGCAAGUUUACCCGUCCAAUGUAAUGUAAAUAAGAAAUAGACAUAUUUAAAAUUACGCAGCCGGCAACUUCUUUGACAGCUUACUGGUUCACAUCCAAAGGGGGUUGCUAAAAGUGACGCAGUGAGCUUCGAAGAGGUGCAAAUGGUGAUGAUAAUUGUAAUCUUAACAACCAAACGACAUCAUGAAGUUGGACAAGUGACAUGGAAAACCCUAGGUACGUGUUUAUCAUGCAUGCAACUAUCGUUCUUAACUUUCGGGGACAUUUUUGAGAAGAAAAAAUAAUGAUGAUGAUACUAUUUGCAAACUCUUUUAUUAUGGGAGCUGCCAACUUGCUCAUUUUAGAGACGACGUUAUACCAUGUGAGCCUACGUUAAAGCUAUUAUAAAAAGUAUAAAAAAAACAUGUUGAUGACAGGUGUUGUUUGGCCUUGGUAAUGGAAUGUGACAUGUUCUGUGCUGCCACAAAAAUGUAUGUAGGCUUAGAUUUCUACUGUAUAUCGCUGUAUGUUCCUCUUCUUUUUCAAUAGACUACCAUG